AGACUUUUUUGAAUGCAUUUUGUAAAAGGCUCUUUGCAAAAAUAAUUAAGUUGUUGGCAUAUCUAUUGAAUGUAGUUAAAAGUUUGUCAGUGUUGCACCAAACGCCAUUCGCCGUAAGGACAACAAACGUAAUUUUAGCACAAUUUAGAGCAGCAUACUUUAAAAGGACACACAAUUUGUAUAUAAAAAUAGUAAACUUUAUUUAAAGUGUUUCUAAUCUUAUAGCAAUCAUGUGGCCCCUUGUAGCGGGAGUAAUUAGACGCUACAUUCCAAUAUUAACAUUUCCGGUUGCCUUAGUAGUCGGUUUCAUUGGUUAUCACAUUGAGGGGAAAAUAUCUAGAAGAUAUACACCUUCAACGCCAUCAAUAUCUGAACAGCGCAUGGAUCGAACUUUAGAGACAGUGUCUUCGGAAAAUGAAAAAGCAAAGCCGAAAAUACAUAGUCCACUGGAAGUAAAUUUGUCACCGUCUUUACAGAGUAGAAAUUAAAAAUGGAAUAUGUUUUGAAAAAAGAAAUAUACUUUUGAAAUUAUAUUCUAUAAGAUUAAAUACAAUUAAAGGGAAAUUGGGUAUCCUUUGUCAUAUUUGAAAGCAACUGCGUUAUGCUUACAAAACCAUUAGACUGAUCAUAUAAUUUUCCUAGAAUUACGAAUCUUUUAUUUCCUUUUAUUUAUAUACAUAGUUGGUCGCAUUUUUAAAUUUCUGUGAAAUCUGCGAUGAUAGAAACGCUUAAGCGAUUAAAAUUUAAAGUAAUUAUUAAUCAUGUGCGCGUACUUGUGUAUAAUAAAAUAUAGUGAGAUUAUGUAAGUAA
This is a messenger RNA of Belonocnema kinseyi, 810 nucleotides long. Its product is annotated as small integral membrane protein 12. The coding region runs from base 231 to 488 and encodes 85 amino acids. The record is from RefSeq and is a predicted model, not a curated record. NCBI's taxonomy places the organism in Eukaryota, Metazoa, Arthropoda, Insecta, Hymenoptera, Cynipidae. The transcript has 3 exons.